AUGCCUCCAAAAAACGGGAAAAGGGAAUCUGCUGGCGGAAAACUGCCUGCUGCAUUGCAUGCUAAAGAGCAACAAAGCGUUACGAUCGAAGACUUGCUAUUUCCAAGAAGCACAAUUGUACAUCUCGCCAAAGAUAGUUCGGUGCAAGGUGUUGACGCCAAUACCACAGAUGCAGAGAGUAAGAAGGUUAUACUAUCGAAAGAUGCAGCAACAGCCCUACAGAGAUCUGCUACAGUCUUCGUAAACCAUCUAAUGAUGUAUGCACGCGAAGGAGCAGCUUUUCAAAACCGGAAAAGUGUUAACGUAGACGAUGUGUUAGCAGCUUUGGACCAAUGUGGACUUGAGGGACUCAAAACGCUAGUGAGAUCCAGGCUAGACGAGUACCAGAAGGCGCUAGAGUUGAGAAAAAAGGAGAAAAUCGAAACUAAAGAACACGAAGACGGUCCCACAGAAUCAGGCGACGAAGGAGUCGAGACACAACCAGACACGGAAUUAGCUGUGGGCGAGCCGGCCAAGAAACCAAAAUUAGACAAUUAA
Lachancea nothofagi CBS 11611 is the source of this 537-nucleotide messenger RNA. The record is from the annotation of a GenBank genome assembly. Lineage: Eukaryota; Fungi; Ascomycota; Saccharomycetes; Saccharomycetales; Saccharomycetaceae.